This is a messenger RNA of Ilyonectria robusta, 1042 nucleotides long. Its product is annotated as GNAT domain-containing protein. Gene Ontology annotation, molecular function: acyltransferase activity, transferring groups other than amino-acyl groups. The transcript has a single exon. Lineage: Eukaryota; Fungi; Ascomycota; Sordariomycetes; Hypocreales; Nectriaceae. Bases 112 to 798 code for a protein of 228 amino acids. The record is from RefSeq and is a predicted model, not a curated record.
GGUAAAUUGUUCUCCUGAGUUGUGAACUGACCAUUAAUUCUCGUCUCUGACCCAUCGCAUUCAUUUGUGUUAGCAUUCUCUGUCAAACCGUUCCUGUUUCUCUUCAUCAGUAUGGAGUCAUCACCAAUCGAAUGGGUCACUAUCAAGACCACGCUCCCCAUGUUCCCCUUUCCCCCGAAUGACCAGCGACAGGUCAUCAAAACGGAGCGCCUCGUCCUGCGACCGUUCAACAACGACCAAAAUGACCUUGAGGGCCUGCAUGCGCUCAGAGCGCAACCCGAGGUGAUGACCUGGAGUAUCCAGGGUCGACCAGACAAAGACUUGGAAGAGACCAGCAUCAAUCUCGCCCGCCAAGUAUCUCCAGCAGAGAUCCAGCUAUACAACUGGGCCAUUUGCCUCGCUUCAACCGGCGAAAUCAUUGGCAUUGGCGGGUGUGGCACAUUCAAUGGCGAGCUGGGCUGGCCAGUCCUGGGAUACAUGCUGCGAAAGGAGACCUGGGGCAAAGGUUAUGCCACCGAGUUUCUGAAGGCAUUCACCGAGGCAUGGUGGGCUUUGCCGCGGGAGGAGGUUGAGCUCAAGGUGGACAAGAACACAGUCCGGGGCAACGGAGACGUUAAAGACGAGUGUAUCGCGGCCAUCACGCUGGACAGCAACAUGGCGAGCCACGGGGUCCUGCGAAAGAACGGCUUUGAACGCGCCAUGGCGUGGGAGGAAGAGGAUCUUCGAGACAAGACUCAGAUCGUGACCCUCUACGGCUGGAUCACAAAGGAUGCCAAGUCGGAGAGUGCGAAGCCGUAAUGAGCCCACGUGGACAUGAAAUCGGAUGUAAUGUUACCUUGCCAGCGUCUAGAAAUCGAUUAUGCCCACUGAGAGCUGCAAGAUGAAGUCUGGAUGACGUUCCGGACUUUUUUAACAUCCCAAAAGUCCGGAACUUGGGCGGACAACUUCCAAGUCCGUGUUGCCCCCGCUUUUCUGAAGUAUAUACGUACGAUGCUAUCUCAAUCGACGGCUUGAAGUUUCAUAAUUUCUACUUCUAACAUCU